Leucoraja erinaceus (little skate) is the source of this 1454-nucleotide messenger RNA. RefSeq names its product paired box 9 (gene pax9). The coding region runs from base 222 to 1262 and encodes 346 amino acids. Gene Ontology annotation, biological process: anatomical structure development; regulation of transcription by RNA polymerase II. The record is from RefSeq and is a predicted model, not a curated record. The transcript has 4 exons. NCBI's taxonomy places the organism in Eukaryota, Metazoa, Chordata, Chondrichthyes, Rajiformes, Rajidae. Gene Ontology annotation, molecular function: DNA-binding transcription factor activity, RNA polymerase II-specific; RNA polymerase II cis-regulatory region sequence-specific DNA binding.
CCAUUUCCCAUGCUGUGCUUUGAAAUGCAGAUCCUAACCACCUCUCCCGAGGAAAAGGGAGGCACAUAUACUCUAAACAAGUACUUCUGCAACUUCGAAGAGUGAAAUCAGUCAUUAAGCAGCACUUACAAGCGGAUUCCGAAUAACCUGUACCCAAGAGAUUUUUAAUUCUGUUUCACAUUCAGCAAGUAUUGCAAAUCUUCAGCGUAUCAACAACCAUCAUGGAACCAGCGUUUGGGGAGGUGAACCAGUUGGGAGGUGUAUUUGUCAAUGGCAGACCACUGCCUAAUGCCAUUAGAUUGCGGAUAGUUGAACUGGCCCAACUGGGAAUUCGACCUUGUGAUAUCAGUCGACAGUUACGAGUUUCACAUGGCUGUGUCAGUAAAAUCCUCGCUCGGUACAACGAGACUGGUUCCAUAUUGCCCGGUGCGAUCGGUGGGAGCAAGCCUAGAGUGACAACCCCCACGGUGGUCAAACACAUCCGAGCGUAUAAGCAGAGAGACCCGGGGAUUUUUGCGUGGGAGAUCCGUGACCGACUCUUGGCCGAUGGUGUCUGUGACAAGUACAACGUUCCUUCGGUCAGCUCAAUCAGCAGAAUCCUGCGGAACAAGAUCGGAAACAUGUCCGAGCAGAGUCAAUACGAGUCGAGCAAGGCUCAGGCGCAUCCGCCUCCACAGUCGGCUCUCCAGUACAAUGCCAUUUAUUCCUAUUCCAAUCCCAUCACAACGGCCGGAGCUAAAAUGCCAUCGUCGCCCGGUGUGCCCGCCAUCCCAGCACACAUGGGAAUUCACAGGACCUGGCCUUCCUCGCACUCUGUCUCCGAUAUCCUCGGCAUCAGAACAUUGUUUGAGCAACAAGGUGCUAUUCCCAUUAGUGACAGUUCUUCUUAUCCUACUAAAGUGGAAGAAUGGAACAGUAUAAACAGGAGUCACUUCCACUCCUCAAACCAGUCUACAGUGAAUGGACUGGACAAGUCCCCACUGGAGCAGGAAGUCAAAUAUACUCAGGGUUCCAAUGGUCUACCUGCAGUUAGCAGCUUUGUCUCUGCCUCAAGUAUGGCUCCUUAUCCUCCACCUCCACAAGUAUCUCCCUACAUGACAUACAGUGCGGCUGCUUCCAACUACAUGGCAACUCACGGCUGGCAGCAUGCAACUGGCAGCACACUGUCAGCUCACAGUUGUGACCUUCCCACACCACUGCCAUUCAAAAGCAUUCAAGCAGUUAGAGAUUGUAGCCAUUCCAUUGCAGCCUCCGCACUGUAGUACACAAUUAAUUGCAGUUCAGUGUCUUCAUCCCUGCAUCAGGACAAAUACAGAGCCAGCGCUGAUAAAUACAGGCAUGAGGUGAUGCCUAUCAAUAACUUCACUUAGUUUGCUCUUAAUGAGUUAUUAGAUUCUGAAUCUGCGUGAGACAAAACAAACCCCACCCUCACUUUAUGACUGUAAUUAUGUCUU